Molecule: messenger RNA, 3049 nt
Organism: Octopus bimaculoides (California two-spot octopus)
Lineage: Eukaryota; Metazoa; Mollusca; Cephalopoda; Octopoda; Octopodidae
Product: KH domain-containing RNA-binding protein qki.L
Biological process (GO): regulation of mRNA splicing, via spliceosome
Cellular component (GO): nucleus
Molecular function (GO): mRNA binding
Source: RefSeq, a predicted model, not a curated record
UUCUCCACACGUGUUCAGUAAGAUAUUUGUAUGAAGGAGACGUUCAUCCAACACGGCAGCUCUGCUUCUCUGCCGCCCCCUUCCUCCUUCUUUCUGAAUCUCUUUCAAAGAAAAAAAAAAAACUUCUUAAAUUCCGCUACACAAGCAACAGCUCAAAACUUUGGGACUAACGCAAAAAAUAUAGAAUAUUAUACCUCAAAGUAGGUUUUGAUUUUUUUUUCUUGGGGGGACCUACUGUUAUCCUUGCUCCCUUAUCCUGUGGUCAAACCAUUUAAUUUUUUUCUCCCAACCAACAGCCGAUAUAUAUAUAUAUAUAUACACACAUAUACAUACUUUGUAGGUUUAAGUUUAUAUGCUGGGGUGUAUAUAUAUAUAUAUAAUUAUAUACACUCUUGUGUACGUGUAGAUAUACAUAUAUAUAUUAAUAUAUAGUAUUAGGAUUUUAUCCCUAAUAUUAUUAUCAAUAUACACAUAUAUAUCUGUACGUUUAUAUGUGAUACCCAAAUACUUCUACUGUUGCUAUAGGGCAUUAUAUUCUCAAAUUUGUGAAUCGGCAAAGAACAACGGAAAAUAUACUUCCUACGAAAGAAAGAAGAAAAAUAUAAUUCGAGGAACGUGGAGAAAGCGCUUUUUUCUUUUUUGGUCUUUUUCUUUCAUGAUACUUCAUUGUGGAAAUUCUACAUUGUAACUUAUCCUUGGAGAGAGCAAAACAAGAGUAACAACCAAUAUUUUCUUGCUGUGUGUAUAUAUAACACGAAAUUACAACCACAAGCAUACAAUAAUAUACACCAUUUUUAUAUAAUAUAUAUCAUAUAUAUAUAUAUAUAUAUAUAUAUGUAUAUAUUAUUUCCGUUGGAUUAAGUGAAAGAUUUGUUGAUUUAGGAGUGAAAGACAAAUCGGAGGAAAUACCGAAAUUCCUCAAAGGGGAAAACAAAAAAAAAUUCCUUUAAUAUAGAGGGGGAAUUAUCUUCUCCCCCUUUUCCUCUACACACAUACAUAUAUAUAUAUUUCUAUCAAUCGCUAAUUUUUUUUUGUUAUUCCAGUCUUUGCUGUCACAAGUACACAUACACACACACACACACACACGCAUACAUAUACCAAAUAACGAAUGUGGUUUAUUAAUUACCCCUAAACUAUAUAAAACAUUUACAUAUCUUACUGUUUAUCCUUUUUCUUUAAUUUUCAUUUCAUCUUUUUCAUGUCUAAACAUAAGUAAUUCCUUUCUUCCCUUUCAAAACCUUCUAUCCAAAACAUCUACCAAACAUUGCAUUAUCUAAUUGAAGAUAAAUUUAAAAAUUCAUAAAAAUGGGGACUGAAAAUAACAAAGAGGAUCGAAAUUCACCAGAGUAUUUAUCACAAUUGCUAAAGGAUAAAAAACAGUUACAGGCGUUUCCGAAUGUCUUUGUACACAUGGAAAGACUACUCGAAGAUGAGAUAGCACGGAUACGCUCCUCAUUGUUCCAUCACAAAGGAAACAGCAGGGAAUCUUUACCCUUACCUGCAUCAGAUGGUCAAGCAGUCACAUUAUCACAGAAACUUUAUGUACCUGUCAAAGAACACCCUGAUUUUAAUUUUGUUGGACGAAUAUUGGGCCCACGAGGGAUGACUGCUAAAGAACUUGAACAAUACACAGGCUGUAAAAUCAUGGUACGAGGGAAAGGAUCAAUGCGGGACAAAGUAAAGGAGGAGUUGAAUCGGGGAAAGCCAAACUGGGAACACUUGAACGAAGAGUUGCAUGUACUCAUCACUGUAGAAGACACACGUAACAGAGCAGAAAUCAAGUUACAGAAGGCUGUCGAAGAAGUGAAACGACUAUUGGUGCCAGCAGCUUCGAGGAAGGACAGUCAACUUGAUUCCAAACAUCCUGAGGGGGAGGAUGAACUCAAGAAAAUGCAAUUAAUGGAGCUUGCCAUCUUAAAUGGAACUUACCGGGAUUUCAAAACUGGUUCAUCCAUCCAUCAUAUGUCUGCCGAUGGAAGUGGCCUCAGCGGUUUGAAUAUCCCGACGAGUGCGGGCUGCCCCCUGGUUGUUGGCAACCAGCUCUCCUCCUUUGAUCAGGUGAUAGCUUCCAAAUUUUCGGAAGCUCCUCGAAUGUGUGCUCCUCCGUUGACCAUUCCACAGCUUCGUGCCGCUAACCCCAGCGGUGGUCAAAUCAUCCUAACACCUCGCCUACCUUCAGUUGCUACAAGCACAGGCAUACUAAAUGGUGCACCGCCACCCCUCGUUUCUCCGCCAGAUCCUAACCUGAUGUACAACCCUUAUGAAUACCCAUAUGCACUGGCAGCACACACUGCAAUUUUGGAAUAUCCAACCAUAGAUCAAACUCAAACUGGUCCUAUUCCUAAAAUCAGGAGAACACUCUCUGGUGUCAGAGAACACCCUUACAAUAGGGUGGCUCUCCCCUGAUCUUUCUCAAAAGCAGCUGGCAACUAACCCUAUCAUCCUGGUCACAAAGCCCUGAACCCCCUGUUCGUGUUGUAGACUUCAACAUUGCCGGGUGGGAUGUUACAGAAGGCGCAGGUGGGGCGUGUUGCGGCCGACAAGCAAAAAGCAAAAAAUUUUUCUAAAAAAAACAAAAAAAAAUAUUUAUAUAUAUAAAAAAAAACUUCUAUUAUUACUACUACUACUACUACUACUCCACCUCGCAGUGCACCAUGACUACCACUUCUACUAUUACCACCACCACUACUACUUCCACCACCACUACUACUACUACUACUGCUGCUACUACUACUACUACUACUAUUACUACUGGCAUCAAUUUAUCUACAGCUGUCCAUUUCCACUCCAUCCUUGUCAGUAUUACUGCCAGCUGUCUUGUGGCCAAAAUGGCAUAACUACCACCACCACCACCACCACUACUACUACUUCUACAACCAUCUUCAUCAUCUACACCAAGCACAGCAGUUGUCAAUGGAGAAAGCAGAGAUAAGAGAACCAACAGAAAAGGAACAACAGUUUAGUUGAAACAUAACGAAAACUUUAAAAAAUGCCUUUGGGGUAUUUAAAAAAAAAAAAAAACCAAAAGAGGAAAAAAAACCACAGCCAA